CGUUAUUGUCAUCGGUUGUCGAGACAGCAAACAAACCACUCGACUUUAUGUGUGAAUUGCAGUUUUCUCUGCUGCAAAUUCAGUACUUGCUGUCGAAGAUGGGGAAUAAUUAAAAUAUUAAGUGGAUCCACUUUGUCUUUACCAAGGAAAAGUUCAGAUAACUAAGAAACCAUGGCCACUUUGUCAGAAACAAAGCGUGCUAACCUUGAGAGUGCUGUUCUGUUCAUGCAGCAAGAACAUGCCACAACUUUGAAGGGACUGCAUGAAGAAAUACAGACUUUGCAGAAAAGGUGCUCAGAUCUUACUUUUCAGUUGGCUAUGCAAUCGACUUCUUCAUCUCAGGAAGAUGAAUAUAAACAAAGAGUAGAGGUUUUAGAGAAAGAAAUUGCUGAGAAGAAGAAACAGGAAGAGGAACUAUACAAGACAAUAGACAAAAGGGAAGCUAAAAUAAUAUCUUUGGAGCAAGCUCUCAAAGCUUUUGAAAGGAAGCAGUUUGUGGAAAUCCAGACAUUUAAAUCAAAGGUAACAACAUUAGAAUCUGCACUGAAUGCAAAAUCAGAUGAGGUGGUGCUAUUAAGAGAACAACUGCGCCAGCAACGGGGUGUCGCUGGACAAAACUCUGAAGAUCCUGUGCGCUCUAGUUUUUCACCUGCUCCACCAAGAGAGGGCACUCCCACAUCAUUCCACAGAUCUCAAUACAGAAACAGGAAGGCCUUGGUGGAUGCUAAUGGACAGCCUGUCAUUGCCAGGAAACUCAGUUCAUCAUCUGGCAGCUCUCUGGGCAUGCGGCCUGUCUCGGGUCGACGUUUGCCUCAAACCCCACAGCAUCCUCAGCCCAUGCCAGAUCCUACACCUUUCUUGCAUGCACAAGACUCUGACCCGCAUCUGUUGUUGACACGACAGGCAACAACAGUGCUGCCACCUAUACGUGGUGGUAAGGAACCUCGCCACCAUACACAAGCUGUCCUUAUACACCGGCAGAAAAAUAAGACUGUUAUUGCCAAGGACCAAGGUUCCCCAACUCGUGUUACCCCAGAGGUAGAAACUCUGGCGGUGGAUAGAAUCUCUUUGAAUGAUAAUCAGCAGUGGAGGCAGACAGAGCAAUCCAAUGGGAGGGAAUACUAGAGGUGCUUCAGUUGAAUACUCUUUUUCUCAGUGGCCAUAAAAUGAUCUAUUUUAAUGUGAGUGAAAUGAGACGAGUCAUUUCAAUUCUGUAGGUAGAAAAUUUUGGGAGCUUAUGUUUAUUAUUGUGGAAUUUAAAAAAGCUAGCUGGUUUAUUGAUGUAUUGUUGUAGGAGAUGUUUUAGUGUACGUAGAUGUACUUAAUUUAUGUGAAGUGUAUGGAUGUGUGCAUCACAUGGUUUAGUUAUCAUCUUUUAUUGUUGGGUGGCUGCAACAGCACCAUAGCUUUAGAAUGGUAAAGUGCAAUGUAAUGUGUAGCUUUGAAUGUUAACACUAUAUUUAAAUUGAUUCUGGGUGAAGAACAAGUUUCUGUAGUAUUUAUUGGUACCUUAACUUUACAAUAAUGUUAUUUAUGACACAGCAUGACAUUUGCCAAUGAAAAACGACAGUAUGGAAGUAUAAUGAAAUAUACAUUAUGAACUUUCGUACUAGACAUACACUUUUUAAAAUUAUGUAGCUUUUUCACAUUACUUCGUUGUUGAAUUUCAAGUUAAAAAUUGACAUGAAUAAAUUGCAUU
Messenger RNA from Lingula anatina, 1699 nucleotides. Its product is annotated as coiled-coil domain-containing protein 92. Lineage: Eukaryota; Metazoa; Brachiopoda; Lingulata; Lingulida; Lingulidae. The record is from RefSeq and is a predicted model, not a curated record.